CAAUUCAAUGAAAUUCAAACGUGUUUACAUCAUGAGCUGAACUUAACCGGUCAGCGAAGGUAGGUCUGCACUUAAGCUCAAAUUGAGUUCCAAUCAAAUUCGCUAGAUUUGUAUAUUUGGCUUGAAAAACGUUCGGUAGAAUCGGGCUCAAUUGUUCCUUUCUUCUAACAUCCAUUGAAUCGGAAAUAAACCUAUAUAACAGAUGUGACUGUUUCUUCACCAAGUUAUCACUCCUCUUAUAUUAAAUGCUCUUUUUACUGUGUGUGUGCGCUUGUUGGUCAUGGCGCUUUGCCCUUCACCUUACCGGUAAUAAUUCAAAACCAGCGUAUUCCUUCAACGCUGAAGCUUUAUAACGAAACACCAAAUUUUCAAUCUUUAUUUUGUAGAGUUUGUGAGUUGUGUCCACUUUUGAUAUCUAUUCAUAACACACUAGCAUGCGGACAGUCCUUCAUGGAAUUGAUCACAUCUCACGUUGAUUUCGUGAAUGUGGUUUCUUAUUAUUGAUGAAAUGGCUUACACUUAGGUAACCGUUUAAGUUUGACAAAUAUGUGGUCACUAUCCAACAACGGAAGUUGUUACUUUUACUAUAUAGCCCGCCAACCUUAAGCACGAAACCAAAUGGCACUGAAGUGUACGGAUCUUGUCGAUAUAUCUCAGACAAUCACCAGACAUCAACCAUCCUCUCCACAAAUGACUACAUGUGCGAAAACAACCGCCAACAUGUCAAACGAGCCACACAGAGAGACGCCCACCUCAAAGGAAUCCGGUCGAACUUACUCCAUUCUGAGGACGGACACUGAAACUGGCGACAUGGUCGAUUCAGCUCGGCCUUGGUCCUCUGAGGACGGCGAGACGGAUGUGCCGGUUUCAUUCAACUCCAACAAGCGUUCACACGGAGGCCCAUCCGCAACAAUCUGUGCGCGCAACUGUGUAUCCAACGAUGUAGCCGGCGAUCCGGUAUCCGUUGAUGACGAGAGCAGCGCAGCGUGUAUGAAAGGGAAAAUUAUUCGAUGUGUACAAAGGAAAGAGCAGCGAGAAGCUUCCGAAGAUACUGUUUACAGCGAGGAUCGCAAAGAGGCCACACUACUUCCUAGGACGGGAUCCAGGGCAUCAAGGAAGGAACAUGACGAUGAUGCGGUUGAUCAGCAUAGUGCUGGCGGUAGUUCAGUAGGUGCACCUAUAGUUAAGAAGAUUACCGCGAAUCGUGAUCUAGGUAGGUUUAGCGGCAACGUACAGUCGCACUCAGUGACCACCUCGUCUGCUUUGCGUGGCAAUCAGAUGUGUCCGGUUGAUUGGACAACGAACGAGUUACUCGAUCAUCAGAGAUGCCAGAGUUCCAGUGCGAUAUGCAAUAUGAAGUCAGAAGAUGGAAAAAUGCUUCCCUACAAAAGUGACACUCUUGCCUUUCGAGAAAGUCCCGAGUGCACUCAGCAUCAACAACGAAAGUACGAUUCACUAACACCGGAAAGAUCAUCCGAAUCGGGUGUGGGCGCCACUGACAGUAUGAAAGAACGCGGUGUUAAAAUGAGACUGCACAAAGGAUCAUGUCCUCGCGAUGAAGCCACACAGAGUCCGGAAAUGAGCAGUCAGUAUGUGUGCACAGACCGGGGUUCCACUUCCUCUUUUACCGCUGGGUCAAAUACACUGAAUUAUGAUACCUCGUUGCCACUCGAUGGAAACGCUGCAGUCACUUCAGGACAACAAUUAUCUCCUGCUUUCCAAGCAAAUUUUACUACUGGCUCGUCUGCGCACAGUUUGUUAAAUCCCUAUGGAUCCACACAUCAUUCAGAAGACAGUUACCGAGGGGAUUUCUGUGGAGGCCCAUUGGAUUGUCCCAUGAAGAUGGGUAGUUGCAUAUCACCCAUGUUGGCUGCUGCCGCUGUGGCAGCCCUAGCCGGGGGGCGUUUUAGUUCCACCUCCGCCACAAGCCAGUUCGACUCCCUGUUCACUUCACAGUCUUCUGGUAAGUUCUCGACGCAUUUAACUGAUUUCAACCUGAGGCCCGGUGAUCUAAGCUUAGUUGAACGUACGGCUACGGAUAGAUCACAGUCCAGAGGGGAUGCAGAACAGGACACACCACUGUCUCCGAUGCACGCUAUGUACAACACAUCCAAACUACUUUUUGGGAAUAUGUCAGGCGAUCGACUGACAGCUGAUACGCCAUCACCGCCUUCGUUGUCCGCUUCCGUCAGUCCCCGGAUCACAGAAUUAUGCAAACCGAGAGAUCUUUACGAUUCCAUGAUGCAGGAAGAUGAAGGAGAUGAGGAAGACGAGGGAGAAAACGACGAAGAAGCAGAAGAUAUGGAGAGUGCGGAACAGGAAACUAGUGGAACUGAGAUAACGGGAAAAACCGGUUCCGGACAACACUGGACAUUUGAGGAACAAUUUAAACAGCUUUAUGUUCUCUCGGAUGACCCUAAAAGAAAGGAAUUCUUGGACGAACUAUUCGCCUACAUGCAACGUCGAGGUACCCCUGUCAAUCGUAUUCCAAUCAUGGCCAAACAAGUUCUGGAUCUAUACGAACUGUUCCAUUUGGUAGUUGCUCGUGGAGGUCUAGUCGAAGUGAUUAACAAGAAAUUGUGGCGGGAAAUCACCAAAGGUCUUAGCCUCCCCUCAUCCAUCACCAGUGCUGCUUUCACCUUACGCACCCAAUACAUGAAGUAUUUGUACCCAUAUGAAUGCGACACACUGGGACUGAGUUCACCCAGUGAAUUGCAAGCAGCCAUCGAUGGGAACCGAAGGGAAGCACGCCGGUCUUCAUACAGUUUCGACUACUCUAUGAUUAUUAAUCCAUCCGGAAUGAAUAGGACUAUGUCACCAUCCAAUAUGAUGAAUAACCAGCCAUCCAACAUGGCCAUGAACCCGACAAUACCCGUGACCGCAAUGUUAUCCAAUCCCCGUCUCGCUGCCUCAACCUCGGUUCCUUCCAGUGGUGGAAGUCCAGACGUACUCCCAAGUAUAUCGCAUUUAUCUGGGAUGGCUUUGCCUUUCAGUGGAAGUGCCCUGGGUCUGACUGCGCAAGCGAUGCAUCCUAUGUUGGGCUUUUCCUCAGGAGCAGGUACUGGACUACCAAUUCAAGUACCGCCAAGUACAGUAACACACCAGUUAUCUUCCACGUCCCAUCAGUUGUUUCCACCGCAUUUCAUCCACCCAAUGGCAUCUACGGCUGGCUUUCCAUUUGGAUCAAGCAACAACCUACCGUCUUUGAUGUCUGGAGGUAUGGAAGAGAUUGCUAUCGGCUCGUCGUCCGCACACGCUACUAGUUGCCUGUUUCCAGGAAUUCCGAGCAGUCUCGCCGCAGCAGCGGCUACCUUAUUUGGCGCUGGCUUUCCAGCAAUUCCGGGAGCGUUUGUCUCGGGAAGUUCCCAGACACUGACAAGCGAAGAUCACGUGCCGGGGGCCGGGACUUGUUGUCGACCAUCACCAAGCAGUCAAACCAGGUCUGGCGAUGACCUAACUCAAUCAAAUGGGACACGGAAUCAAAUGUCGCAGUUGGGGGUCGGUUCGUUCACUGGUCCGUGCGCACAUCAACGAAUCGUCAGCCGUUCUCCAUCACCACUAAAUCUGGCGGCAAAUGAGGAAGAUCUGGACAACCAGUCCAACAAAAAUCAUUCACAGCAGCUAACCAAAUCGCCACAAGAAUGUGACAAUGCCGACAGGCGAGAGAAAAGGGUGUCCGAAGGAAGAAGAAACGACAGGAACACGGCCUCCUCCCCUGAUUCCACACGCAGGCACAAUAGACAAAUGAAAGAGGAAAACAAACAAAUUCGAGGGGACCCGAGUGAUACGACCAGUCGGCUGACGAACAUAAGUGAUACAGCCGUUGUACAAACCUCGAAGUGGAAUUAUCCAGUGAUAGGUGCGACCGGGACACAAUGUAGUCGAUUGUUGUUCGGCAGUGACGGAAAUGCUACGGCUUCGGACUGCGAAGAAUUUGUUGGCAAGUCAAUGACGCAGUUUCUGGCAGCUGCAACGAGUGGGACUUCGAACGGAAUGCUUUCGACGGAUGAUACGGGUGGCUCCAUGGUUAACUUUUCGCCCAGUUCAACAGCGCAGCACAACAAUGAAAACACUACUAACAGAGGAUUGCCUAGUUCGAGCUCAUCAACUAAACGACCGGUAGCACGGCCGCCAAGUGGAACCAGGUACGACUCACCUGCAGCGAAAAUUCCUCGAACAACACCCGCAGCUGCCUCUGCUCAGGAAACUUCUCCGAAGCGCUCCAUAUUUAACAAUGCGCAGACACGCAAACCGGGAGCCCUGGCACAGGAGAGUCGACGAGCAGGAGAGUCCAAUCCUAUUAAUAAUACCGCCAGAGACAAUUCUGGUAACAACGUGGGAAUCCAUGGAGCAUCUUUUUCAAUGAUGUCACAGAAUUUCAGGAUACAGGCGCAAUCGGGUGGACCAGUUGGACUCCCUCAAAAUGCCAUGGUUGUAACAAUGGAGAUUGGAAACGUGCUCUAUCAAGGUGUGCUGUUCGGGCAAAUAAGACGAUGAAUAUUCCUCUGGAGGCCAUCGAUAACAAGCGCGCCGUUUCACAGUAAAGCAGGCGAGCCUUAGCCUGGUUCAUGGAUAUAAUCUAUCUGUGAAAUUGUAUAUAUCCUUGUAAGCAAAAUCAACGCCUUUCGAGCGCCAACUGGGUCACCAGCUGCUAACCAAAACACUGGUAUCACGUGCCCAUCCUGUAUCAGAUGCAGACAAGCGCUGCCCAACUCUUUCCGACUUGUGCUUUAGUGUAAAUAGACCCAUAUCUUCCAU
Molecule: messenger RNA, 4758 nt
Organism: Dicrocoelium dendriticum
Lineage: Eukaryota; Metazoa; Platyhelminthes; Trematoda; Plagiorchiida; Dicrocoeliidae
Source: the annotation of a GenBank genome assembly